GACUAUCAAAGAUCCAUACUUAUCUCUCCCUUCCCAAGAACUACUACUAAAUUCUCCGUCCAAAAACAAACAAAAACCGCCAAAAUGAUGUCCGUCACCAAGAUCGUCGCCGCCCUUUCCAUGACCGUCGGCUACGCGCUCGCCUUCAACGGCGACCUGACCUACUACCAGCCCGGCCUCGGCUCGUGCGGCGAGCAGAGCUCGAGCUCCGACCACAUCGUCGCGCUCGCCCCCGCCCAGUUCACGAGCGACCCCAACGCCUGCGGUAAGACCAUCCAGAUCACGUACAACGGCAAGACCACGACCGCCAAGGUCGUCGACAAGUGCAUGGGCUGCUCCGACGACAGCAUCGACGUCAGCACCGCCGUCUUCACCGAGCUCGCCGAUCUGUCCGCCGGCCGCGUCCAAGUCGAAUGGGACUACGCCACGUAAAUGAUAUGCCAACAGGCAUAGGUCAAAAGUCACUUAAAGUACUACUGUUUACUCCGGUGUACUUAACUCCAAUCACUGCG
Annulohypoxylon truncatum is the source of this 512-nucleotide messenger RNA. Its product is annotated as RlpA-like double-psi beta-barrel-protein domain-containing protein-containing protein. The record is from RefSeq and is a predicted model, not a curated record. The transcript has a single exon. The coding region runs from base 85 to 432 and encodes 115 amino acids. Lineage: Eukaryota; Fungi; Ascomycota; Sordariomycetes; Xylariales; Hypoxylaceae.